AUGUCCAAAGACGUAACUUUCUCCCCCGUGUCCACCAUCAUCCCACGAUCUCCUCCAGACGAUCUCCCAAACUCUUAUAUUCGACGUCGUCGCCGACAGACAGAUUCCGCGGUAGUUCUGAAACGUACCAUUCAUGCACCCCAGAGAGACCGGCAUCCCAUUCUGGCUCGACGAUCGAUUGCGAAUUCUGCAUGGGCAGCAGACUCGAUUCCUUCUUCUUUCUCUUCCACUAUCUCUUCUGUCUCGUCCAGGUUGAGCCUGACAGGGUCAUCGGCGGGUCCAACAAAGACCGAGGACUCUCAGAAACGCCGACAGACAACACGCUGCGACCUAGAUGAUCGUCAACAUAAUCAAGACUCCAGCUACAAGUCUCAUCGCGACGACCAGAGUAACGCCAGACCUAAAGUUUUAGGCCGUCAGACCGUCAUGUUUGCGGCGGCCUCCCGUGACACGGGCAGGGCAGCCACGCUAAUAUCCGCCGGUACCAGCGCCUCCCCAUCAGCACCAGGAACAACAACCACCACCACAACAACAACGGCACCAGCAAACUCGAGCUCAUCAUCAGCAUCGCAUCCCUAUCCAUCUUCUGCUUCGCCACCUCGUUUACCGCAAAGUCGAUUUAGCUUCGAGUAUCAGCUUCCCUGGCACAAGCGGGCCCUGCCGACCCAAGCUAGCUUUCCCAGUGAAACCCCCUCAGACACUGAUCCGACUCCGAACCCUCAGCGCGCUUUCUUGUACGACAGAUCUCGGCGGUCAGUGCCAACCUUCAGUACCUCCCGUGUUCGCAAUUCAACCGCGCCUGCUUCUCCGUCCCAUUUGCCGUCCCCGUUGUCAAUCUCAGAGAAGUCUAGCGACUUUCCCCUACCGUUCGAUGCCGACUCGAUCGACAACGCCUUGAGUUUCAAUGCAUCGAAGCGUCGUCGUAAACAGUCCUUGUCACAGUCUCAGCAACAAAGCCAGGCAGAUGUGAAGAGGAGGAUGCCGGUGUCAACAGCGACUUACGUCCAGGGGAGCCCACAUGCAAGCGAUCGCGAUCGCGCAAUCUACAACUUAGAUCAGACCGAUCAAGAAGAUGGCGCUAGAACGCCAGUCGCAGAAGAUCCCAAAUCCAAGAAUGAGGACAUCUUCUUGAAUAUUGCCCGAUCAGACUCAAAGCGGCGCGACUCCUUGGGGCGGUCAGAACUUAGACGGUCGCGGCUUGGGUUGUCUAACGGUCACCUUCGUUCACCCAAUUCUCGAUUGAAUGAACAGACGCCUUCCCCUGAUCAAUUACGGUUGAGCACUUACGACACCCCCUUGCACUCCCUCAACAAUUCCCCAUCAAACCCUUACAGCGCCCUUCCUUACUCCUACUCGGCCUCCGCUCAUCCCCUUGAUGACCAUCCCCGCUCCCGACAUUCCGCAAUAGGCUCGAGUUCGAGGUCCACUCUUGGCAUAUCAAGAAGUAGGCUUGGUCAGGCAAGCCCAGACACAUCUCCCUACUCAGCAGAACUUCACAUAGAAAGAAGGGGUUCGCUGCAAGAUCCUCGAGUUUACCGCCAUUCUGCUCUUGCCAGCCUCCGAAGUAGUCGACAGGCGUCGGGCUCCGAUGUCACAGAACGGCCGCGGCCCGAGCCUGAUCGAUCCCGGCAGGAUGGCACCGAGUCGACCUUGUCAACGACCGCUCCGUCUACAGUCUGGGAUGAGCUGGAGGAUCUGAAGUCGCGAAUCAAGAAGCUGGAAUUGACCGGAAAGCUGCCGCCGUCGUCUCAAGCUGCGAUAUCGACAGUCUCUGGAGAGCGACCCCGAACUGCAACCACUACAGUAACGACCGUAUCCUCUUCUCCAAACCACAACCAUAAGAUUAGUCCCUCAGGGGCGGAAACGGAGGCUGCCACGGUCACUAAUCCAGUGCACCCGCUUUUGCAAUCGGCUCUACUCAAAGCGAAAGAUGUACUGAACAACGAGGUGUAUAAGUCGCUCGAGGCCGCAGUCACAGAUGCGCUGGCGCUCUCAAGCCUAUUAGGCACUAAUAAAGCUCCCUCUGGUGGAGUUUCGGUUGUCAAUGGCUACAGCUCCUCUGACCGGCAGUCUAGGCGAAAAGCCGACAGUGUCUGCCGCAGCUUGACAGAACUCUGUCUCGCUUUAUCAGAUGUACAGCUUUCUAAACAGCAAAUGCCGGCCGGCGACGAUGACACUAUAACCCAGUUACCUACCAGCGCGAACGAGGAGUCGUCAACGCUCAAUCGUUCCCUUCGACGUAGUAUGACCUUGGAACCUGAAGUCCCAGGCCGACAAAAGAGCACCACUCAUGUAUCUAGUCGUCUGGAGGCACGUCGGCAAAGCCUGGCCAAUACGAACGGCAACAGCAGCAUCAAAAAAGACCUCUCUGCUCUCCCAAAUGGCAAUAGUCCCUCAUCGCCCAGCGCAUCUGCUCCUAAAAGCCGACUCAGUCGUCUCUCAACUUCAUUGCGUAGCAAGAGGCUACAGCCCGAGGACGAAGACACCGACCUGCCAAGUCCACAUAGUCGCUCGAUCUCAAGAGCGAUGACCGACAUUGACAAUUCAGCAGCGGCACAGCGCCUCUCACCGCGGCAGCGGGUGGCGCAUGGUUAUACCGCCUCCCAACAGGUCUCAGAUCCUCAGCGACCUCAAGGUUCCAGAUUGUCGUAUCAAUCCACGCGUACACAGCUACAGCAACCACGCACCCCGACCGCACCGCAGUCUAGCAUUCCGCUACGCAGAAGCCUUGCAAUUCCUGCGAACUAUACACCGACCACAUCCCGCUUGAAUAUCCUUGCUGGUUCUCGCAGAUAUGGUGCCUCCGGCAUUCCUUCAGCCGCAGGUGAUGGUUCGGUGCCAGACGGCCAGAGUGACGGUAUGUCCUCUCAACAAGGUCUGUAUCAGACAAGAAUUACCGCACCGUCGAGCAAGCAGGCAGCCAGUUAUACCCCCAUCCAGCAGAACCGAGUACGAGCAAAUAGUAUGGGAGUACGAACAUAUGGCCUCAGGCAGCGACCGACGGCCGCAUAUGAAGACCCUUUAGACGUGAGCAUCGACUGA
Molecule: messenger RNA, 3042 nt
Organism: Aspergillus fischeri NRRL 181
Lineage: Eukaryota; Fungi; Ascomycota; Eurotiomycetes; Eurotiales; Aspergillaceae
Product: putative LPXTG-motif cell wall anchor domain protein
Exons: 2
Coding region: 1-3042 (1013 amino acids)
Source: RefSeq, a predicted model, not a curated record